Amyelois transitella is the source of this 1577-nucleotide messenger RNA. RefSeq lists its product as uncharacterized. The transcript is spliced from 4 exons. The record is from RefSeq and is a predicted model, not a curated record. Bases 161 to 721 code for a protein of 186 amino acids. NCBI's taxonomy places the organism in Eukaryota, Metazoa, Arthropoda, Insecta, Lepidoptera, Pyralidae.
AUUAAUAAAGUAUCACGAUGAGUAUUCAUUCGUAUAGCUGCUGCCGUACAAAUGCACUAUGGUGCUUACGUGCAUUAACUUAAUAACAAAAUCGGAACUUGUAAACAGGUAAAUUGUGUACCAAAGUUGUGAUCAAGUGUUAAGUGAUAUUUUUAACAAAAUGGCGGUGUCUAAAGUGAUCAUCGCUUGUGUUUUUAUUGGAAUUUUAUCAAAAGAAGUCAGCAAUCAACCAACGAAAAGAAGUCGUGGGAAAGUACAAAAAAUCUCUAUUGAAUAUAAUUUACCAAAGCAGCUUCAGUUACAUGAUAUAUUUGACAUUAUAAUUAAAGUGAAAAACAAUUUACAAAUUUUAAGUAUAAGUCUGAUGACUGAAGACAAUAAAACGGCUUGCACUUUAAUAAUAAAGUCUGAUCAUCUACUUUAUCAAUAUGGGCAGCUAAAAGUUAAGGAUGUCGUUGAAAAUGAAGGACAACCAAUAGCCGAAAUAAGUUUGAGUGAAUUUUUGCAAGAUUCCACAAUUAAAGUAUCGUUUACAGUAAGAAAAAAUGAACAACAAGGCGAAACUAAUACACUAGAAAUCGGAGGACAAAAUGGUUCAAUAGAGCCUAUAGAAAUACAUGAAGAUAUAAGUAUGAGUGACAUAAGGUAUCUAAGAAUAGUAGGAGACGAAAUGAGAGUAGCGGAACUUAAAUUCUUAUUCGGCCUUCAAGAUGAACUUUGAAUUCAACUGGCUUGUGUUAUGGUUAGAAGUUUAUGGUGUCAGAAUUUUGACAGUCUUCCACUUAUGACGAGACAUUAAAGAUAAUACCUAUUGGCCCGUCGAAUAGGAAUCCAACGAUGUAAAGGUCACCGAGACAAAGAAGAUAGUGAUGAGAUUGCAAAUAAUGUGAUGAAAUAAGCAUCUUUUAAGAGAUGUAAAGCUGUAAAAGUUAAACUACAUAAUAAUGAAACCAUAAUAGUAUUAUGAUUGCGCCUCAAUUUAAAAGAAGUGUCAGAAAUACCUAUAGAGAUUUCCAUGAUCAAAUUUAUUGACACAAUAAGAUUGACUUCCUACUUAAGAAGAUUUACGGUACAGAGUACUACCAAUUUUUUUCAGUGUGUUAUCAAAAUGGGGUAGGUAAUUCGAAAAGCAAGAGCAAAAUCAUUUAAUAAAAAUUAAAAAAAGAUAUUGGUGUUUGUAAAUACCUGUUGAAAACGUAACCCAGCCCAUACUCUAGAUAAUAUUAAUCGUGAUAACGUAAAAUACUCCUAUCCCAAUAAACAUCAAGCUAAAAUCAAAAAUUGUAUCAAUAAUUUAAUCAUAUUUGCCCCCUUAUUAUAUAUUGCUUCGGUAAGGUUUAUUCAGUUACCGGGUUUUACAAUAAUAUGAUGUAUUUUGCUUACAAAAUAGUAACUCAUAAAUAGGGCUACUUACAGAGAUUUGGAUAUCGUAUUCGAAUUUACAUAUUAUGUAAAAUAAGUUUACUAAUUUUGACUAGAUUAUCUAUAAUGAAAUAUGGUUAAUUACUUUAAAAACUUGUUGGAGAAACAAUCUUAAUUCCCACCGAUAGAGUAAAAGUUAAGGUUUGUUAAUUAAA